AUGUGGGAACUCAGGCACCGGGGAGGCGGCGGCCCGGGCCCCGGGGGAGAGGCGGCGGCGCCACCCCGCGAGGGAGAGGCGGCCGGCGGCGACCACGAAACCGAGAGCACCAGUGACAAGGAAACAGAUAUUGAUGACAGAUAUGGAGACUUGGAUUCCAGAACAGAUUCUGAUAUUCCAGAAAUUCCACCAUCCCUAGAUAGAACCCCCGAGAUCCUCAAGAAAGCUCUGUCUGGUUUGUCUUCAAGAUGGAAAAACUGGUGGAUUCGUGGAAUUCUUACUCUGACGAUGAUUUCGUUGUUUUUCCUGAUCAUCUAUAUGGGAUCCUUUAUGCUGAUGCUUCUGGUUCUAAGCAUCCAAGUGAAAUGCUUCCAUGAAAUCAUCACCAUAGGUUACAGAGUCUAUCAUUCUUAUGACUUACCUUGGUUUAGAACACUGAGUUGGUACUUUCUGUUGUGUGUGAACUACUUUUUCUAUGGAGAGACUGUGGCUGAUUAUUUUGCUACAUUUGUUCAAAGAGAAGAGCAACUUCAGUUCCUCAUUCGCUACCACAGAUUUAUAUCAUUUGCCUUGUAUCUGGCAGGUUUCUGCAUGUUUGUGCUGAGCUUGGUGAAGAAACAUUACCGUCUGCAGUUUUAUAUGUUCGCAUGGACUCAUGUCACCUUACUGAUAACAGUUACUCAGUCACAUCUUGUCAUCCAAAAUCUGUUUGAAGGCAUGAUAUGGUUCCUUGUUCCAAUUUCAAGUGUUAUUUGCAAUGACAUAGCUGCUUACAUUUUUGGGUUUUUUUUUGGAAGAACUCCUUUAAUUAAGUUGUCUCCUAAGAAGACCUGGGAAGGAUUCAUUGGUGGUUUCUUUUCCACAGUUAUCUUUGGAUUCAUUGCUGCUUACCUGUUAUCCAAAUACCAGUACUUUGUCUGCCCAGUGGAAUACCGAAGUGAUGUAAACUCCUUCGUUACAGAGUGUGAACCCUCAGAACUUUUUCAGCUUCAGAGUUACUCACUUCCUCCCUUUCUGAAGGCAGUGUUGAGACAGGAAUCAGUGAGCAUGUACCCUUUCCAGAUACACAGCAUUGCUCUUUCCACGUUUGCAUCUUUGAUUGGUCCAUUCGGAGGCUUCUUUGCCAGCGGAUUCAAAAGAGCUUUCAAAAUCAAGGAUUUUGCAAACACCAUUCCUGGACAUGGCGGGAUAAUGGACAGAUUUGAUUGUCAGUAUUUGAUGGCAACUUUCGUGCAUGUGUACAUCACAAGUUUCAUAAGGGGUCCAAAUCCCAGCAAAGUGCUGCAGCAGCUGUUGGUGCUUCAACCAGAACAGCAGUUAAAUAUCUAUAAAACGUUGAAGACUCAUCUCAUUGAGAAGGGAAUACUACAGCCCACCUUGAAGGUAUAA
Molecule: messenger RNA, 1389 nt
Organism: Budorcas taxicolor (takin)
Lineage: Eukaryota; Metazoa; Chordata; Mammalia; Artiodactyla; Bovidae
Gene: CDS1
Product: CDP-diacylglycerol synthase 1
Exons: 13
Coding region: 1-1389 (462 amino acids)
Cellular component (GO): endoplasmic reticulum membrane
Molecular function (GO): phosphatidate cytidylyltransferase activity
Source: RefSeq, a predicted model, not a curated record